AUGCGUGUGCUUUCAAUUUUAGCAACCCUUGCAUUUGUGCAGCAGACUUUGCUACCAACAGCUCAAAUGGCCAGUCUGUACAUCAAAUCGAUAAAUGAGAAAAGGUUCGGCGACGCUAUUUGGGCACGCUACCAUAUCUACGGAGACAUGGAAGAUGGCAUUGUCGGUGGCUCAAACAACAUGACUGUGCUUGAUACUAUCGAGGAAGACGCCCGCGAGUAUAGAGUGAGCGAACCCGAACUUUACGCUGAAGCUCUUUCCUUCUAUGUUCAAACUAGUAGCCAAGAUACGCACAUUGCCGAUGUGCUGGAUCUGAUUCGCCAUAUUUGCCAGGAAGAUGUCACCGAACUUGGAAAACGCUUGGUCUAUGGGAUAAGCUGCAGCUCAAACUACCUUACCACGUCCACGAGCUGUAACAGCCUCAUCAGUUACAUGUCCUAG
Molecule: messenger RNA, 441 nt
Organism: Penicillium taxi
Lineage: Eukaryota; Fungi; Ascomycota; Eurotiomycetes; Eurotiales; Aspergillaceae
Exons: 2
Coding region: 1-441 (146 amino acids)
Source: RefSeq, a predicted model, not a curated record